CACGGAGCUUACGGCGGAACGUAGUGAUCUUUUCUCGUGCAGCCCGGACACCUUUCACGGUUACACACAGAUGGAGCUCUUCAGCGCGGCUUCUAUUCAAUAAACAGUGUUUCUAUCGGGAAAUCAGUCAGGAGCCAUGCAGCGUCCCGGUCCGGUUCUGGAGCAUCUGGAGCGGUUCCGGGUCCCUGAAGCUCCACAAACGGUGUUUUACGUCCCGGACUUCGUAUCGCCGGAGGAGGAGUCCUUCCUCCUGGAGCGGGUCUACCGCUCCCCCAGAACCAAAUGGACCCAGCUGUCGGGUCGGCGGCUCCAGAACUGGGGCGGGCUGCCGCAUCCCAGAGGCAUGAUGGUGGAGGAGGUUCCGGACUGGCUGCAGAACCUCUGCGAGAAGAUCUCCUCUCUGGGCGCCUUCGGGGGGAACCGGGCCAACCACGUUCUGGUGAACGAGUACGGACCGGGCCAGGGCAUCAUGCCCCACCAGGACGGCCCGCUGUACCACCCCACCGUCAGCACCGUCAGCCUGGGCUCACACACCCUGCUGGACUUCUACCGGCCCGUCAGCGGCCUGGAAGGGGCGGAGCCACAGACCCAGCAGAACCGCUACCUGUUCUCCCUGCUGCUGAGGCCGCGCAGCCUGCUGGUCCUGCAGGACGACAUGUACCAGAACCUGCAGCACGGCAUCCAGGAGCGGGACCGGGACACGUUGACCCGGCAGGUCCUGAACCUGUCUGCCGCCGAGGCCCGGUCCGGGGAAACGCUGCUCAGGGGAACCCGGGUGUCCCUCACCAUCAGACACGUCCCCAAGGUGGUCAGAACCAGGCUGGUUCUGGGGAGGAGAUGAGAGGCUGGAUGUGACCGGGUCGGCGCCGCAGGUUCUGAAAAACUGGAACCAGAACCAUCAGCCCUGCUCCUAUAAAAUCAUCAGAGCCGCAACGUUCCAGAUCGAUUCAGCAGCUUUAAAGACUGAUUAAAGGCUUUUAUUUUGGAGGGACUUGUUCUUGUUUCCAUAGUAACCAAAUCAAACUAAAAGUUCUUCCUGAAAUCUACAGAAUAAACCCAGAAUGAGACGAACCAGAACCUGCUGGUUCUGAUCAAAUCAAAUACCAGUGAUGGUGAGAUGGACUAACUGCUGCCACCUGGUGGACAGUAGCUGUAAAAGAUGUAAAGAUGAAACUUUAAAUUAAAUGUUUUCUGAUGCAAAAAA
Messenger RNA from Cyprinodon tularosa, 1204 nucleotides. RefSeq names its product alkB homolog 6 (gene alkbh6). The transcript has 2 exons. The record is from RefSeq and is a predicted model, not a curated record. Bases 137 to 841 code for a protein of 234 amino acids. Lineage: Eukaryota; Metazoa; Chordata; Actinopteri; Cyprinodontiformes; Cyprinodontidae.